This is a messenger RNA of Paralichthys olivaceus (Japanese flounder), 4211 nucleotides long. Lineage: Eukaryota; Metazoa; Chordata; Actinopteri; Pleuronectiformes; Paralichthyidae. The record is from RefSeq and is a predicted model, not a curated record.
AGUCACUAUGUAACUAGUGUGUCCGCAUGUGUGUGCUAUGUGUGUGUAGUAUGUUCGCCGGCUCACGUGGAUGCCCCUAAACACCUAUCGAGGUUUGACGGACUUCCUGAAAGUAGUGCCGUGUUGUAGGUGCGCUCGUUGUAAACAGAUGAGCUCCUAUAUGUUUCUAUCGAAGGCUCAGAUACAAUAUAACAACAUUUUUAUUUUAUAUCAUAUCGGCGGUUGUCAAAGAACACAGUGGGUGGAUUUUGAUCCGCUGCGUGAGGUUAUUAUGAGCCCCUGCGUCUUUCAAAUAUCCCUCCGCUGUUUUUUGUCCCCUUUCAGACUGUUUUGGUCUUUUUGCUGUUAGCAACGGAACGAACCCGAGAUAGCAGUAAACCCUAUUUUGAGAUAAUUAAAUUUUUUGUUAGAGUCACACAACAAACCGACAAGGGGUGUAACGCCCCUGUUUGUUCAGGACGAGCGAUUGGCACGUGUUGUCUUUUUUAAAUUUCAUUCUUUUUUUGUCUUAAUAGCAAAUGUACGGAGUGCUAAUUUCGCUAGCCACCGUUAGCCAGCUAGCCUCUUAGCAGCGCAUCUUCCUCGGGAGGCACGUUGACAUUAGCCCGCCAGCUAGCUUGGUCUCCGGAUCGCUAACGUUAGCGAGCUGUCACGCCACCAACACGCCCGUUUUGUCUUCCAAGAAAUUGCGGCGUGAAGCUGGUCGUUUUAAGACGCCGUCUUUUAUGGGAUCACCAUGUCAAUGAAGGCCGGUGGAAAUCGCAGCAAGCCCGGCGGUGGCAGCGCCGCUGGUGCCCCUGCCCCUGGUGCCGGAGGAAGCGGCGGGGGACGACAGAAUCUGGGCAGGGGAAGACACAGUGGUAAAGGUCCUGCAGCAGUCAUUUUCAAUGGUGUAUAUGCAAAUAUGAGGAUGGUCCAUGUCUUGACUUCAGUGGUGGGGACCAAGUGUGAGCUGAAAGUGAAAGAUGGUGCAGUCUAUGAAGGAGUGUUUAAGACAUAUGGUCCAGAGUGUGACCUGGUGUUGGAUGCAGCCCACAGUAAGAGUCCUGAGCCGAGCAUAGGCCCCAGGAAAGAGGAUAUUGUGGAGAGCAUCAUUUUCAAGGCCUCCGAUGUGGUAGUGGUGACCUUCAAAGAUGUGGAUCUGAGUUUCGCCAGGAAAGUCUCCUCUGAUACAGACAACUUCACAGAUGCAGCAGUGAGUGGUAGGAUCAAUGGCGAGCACAAGGAGAAAGAUCUAGAGCCUUGGGAUGGUGGAGAGACCCACAACUCAGACAGCCUAGAGUCUCUGGAUACAGAUGUGUCAAAUGGGUGGGACCCCAAUGACAUGUUCAAGUACAAUGAGGAGAAGUAUGGAGUGAUGUCUACAUAUGACAGCAGCCUGUCCACAUAUACGGUCCCCCUGGAGCGGGACAACUCAGAGGAGUUUCUCAAGAGGGAAGCGCGUGCUGCCCAGCUGGCCGAGGAGAUUGAGGCCAGUGCCACAUACAAGGCCCGCGUGGCCCUGGAGAAUGAUGAACGCUCCGAGGAGGAGAAAUACACUGCAGUGGUUCGAGGGGAGAGGGAGCCUCACACGCUUAGCAGCAGAGAGAACAAGUACAUUCCUCCAGGUCAGAGGAACAGGGAAGCGAUGUCUUGGGGACCAGGACGUCAGAAUACACCUCGUCUGGCUCAGGGCUCAGCCGGGCCCUCGACCCCUCGACCUGGACCUCAUGACUACAGUCCCAACUCCGGGGCCGACCAGAGGGUCGUUAAUGGAGGUUCAUCCCAUUGGCCCUCACCCUGUCCGUCUCCUUCCUCCCGCCCCCCCUCUCGUUACCAGUCUGGCCCCUCCUCCCUGCCUCCUCGGGCGGCCACGCCCACCAGGCCACCCUCCAGACCCCCCUCUCGACCCUCCAGGCCUCCCUCUCAUUCAUCCCACCCCUCCUAUCCCUCCUCCUCAUCCUCCUUUUCUCACCAUGGGCCCACCUCGCCAGCCUCCACUCUGCCCAAACGCAUGUCUUCAGAAGGUCCACCCAGGAUGUCUCCGAAAUCCCAGCGGACACCUCGUGCUCACAGAGUUCCACCCUGCCGGACAACUGGCAUCCCCCCAGGAGUGGACUUAAUUUCCCACAAUGCACCCGGAGAGGUCCCGGUGACUACACCAAGUAGGAGCAGCUCCUCAUGGUCUUCAGUAGUUAGCGGAGCUCACAGACCUCGCUCCCCUCGUCAGAAUAGCAUGGGUGGAGCCUCUCCUGGCUCCUCCUCCCUCCCGUCACCUCAGACAGGAAUAGCUCCUGUGGAAACUGUCGCCACACCAACAUCAGCUUCCUCUCCUACUGCUGCUAGUCCUGCUCCCAACAUGGUCGCCUCUCCAACAGGAGAUGCAAAAGAUUGUCGUGUUCAGGAGACAAGACAAACAUCCCCCACAGCAAACAAGGAGAACAUCAAGCCUUUGGAGAGCUCGCCUAGUAUCCCCAGACCAGUCUGCAAAGGACCCCCUUCAAUGGCACCAGACCACAGAAAACAAAUAGAUAAUUUAAAGAAAUUUAGUGUAGAUUUUAGGUUGCAGUCUAGUUCAAACCCAGACCCUGCCUUUGACCAGAUGAUGACCAAGCCACCCAGAGAUCCAGCAGACAAGCCUAAAGAACUUCCCCUGGACAAAACCUCUUCAGUGGCGCGGGAGGGCAAUGAAGAGGGUGUUGUAGUGAUUGCUGCUGGAACCCCCGCAGGUGCCCCUGCUCCUUCCACUGCCAACACAAACACCAGUAAGCCUGGCAGCCCUGCUGCACUGUCCCCGUCUCCCUCAGCCCCAGACCUAAAGAGGGCAGGGCUGGAUGUGGCAUCACAGGGAGUUCAGACGACGGCCACAUCCACAUUCAGUGGAGCCAAGCAUGAAGAGAAGGAGGAGAAAAAGGAGGCUGUACAAGAUCAAGUGAGAAAAUCAACCCUGAACCCAAACGCCAACGAGUUCAAACCCAGGUUCAAUACACAGCCCAAACCAGCCAACACCCCGACACCCCCUCGUCCUCAGGGCCAGCCCAGCCCCUCCAUUGUUGUCCAGCAGUCACCGGCUGUCUACAGCCAGACGGUCUGCUUCCCCCAAAUGUAUCCACUCACACCCGUCAGCCCGGGAGUGCAGAAAAGCAUAAUAUGGAAGUCUCCAGCUAUGUACCAGGUGCAGAUGCCUCAUAUGACAGUCAGCCAAUCUAAACCCUACAGACCAGGUAAAGGACAGUUCAUGCUGUCAGCCCAUAUGCAGUCUGGUUUAGUUCAGUCUCACCACCCGGCGCCUACCCACCCUCAAAUGAUGCUGAUGGCUACCCAGGGUCCUCCAGGGGGUCCGCAGCCACCCAUGCCUCAGACCGCCCUCAACCCCAUCCCAGUUUCAUCCACCACACAUUUCUCCUACCUGGCACAUCCACAAGUGCAGCCUCAUCAUCAUCAGCAGCAGCUGUAGACAGAUGGCGCCAGUGAGCUGAGGGACCCGCUCUGCGUCCGCGCUCCUCAACCAGAGCCUCCAUAACCGGGCGAUGAAGAGAACGAGAGCCCCGCCCUCUCCUCUCUUUCCUCAUCCUCACCAGACAUGCUUCACAUCAGCUUUUCUCUUCCCUCCCUCCCUCCCUCCCUCCCAGACUAGGCAAUAAGAGAAUGUUAACAGGUUGAUGCAGUGACAUGUUUUAACGUGCUAGAGUUUUAACGGACAAGACUCCUCCUAUUUAACCCCUGUUCAACCCCUGUUCACAUGCAGAUACACACACACAUGCACACAAACAAAAUAACCACACACACACUUUCAGGGGUCCCAAAUUGCAACUUCGAGUCAGCUUGCCAAGUAAAAGAGAAUGAGAGUAACUAAUCAGUGAGAGUGGAGAACGAAAAUUCAACUGGAACUUGUAUUUUGUCUGCACCUUGUUUAUGGAAAAAAAAAAAAGAAGAAUCUUCCAACUUUUAGACAGUAUUAAUCUUACUGUUUAUUGCUGCUGCUUUGUGCUGCGUUUGUUUCCAGACUACAUGACACGUUUCUAACCAAACUAAAAAAAAAGAAACAUGACAAGAAGCUUCCUGUGAAAUGAACACGUGUUGGCAGCCAAGAGGACAGGAGGAGCGUUAUUUAUGAAACUAUGAUGGCUGAGGUGAUCAGAUCCCACUUCUCACCUGACCCUUAUGUAACUUUUAAGUUAAAACUUUUACUUUGUAGAUAAUAUAAAUAAUUUAAAAAAUGAGCAAAAAAA